Messenger RNA from Prosopis cineraria, 1368 nucleotides. RefSeq names its product zinc finger protein 7-like. The transcript has a single exon. Bases 389 to 1024 code for a protein of 211 amino acids. Lineage: Eukaryota; Viridiplantae; Streptophyta; Magnoliopsida; Fabales; Fabaceae. The record is from RefSeq and is a predicted model, not a curated record.
CUAUGCAAGACGUACCACACAGGAGUGAAACCUUGCAAUAUUCCUAUAGUCACUCCUAAAGUAGUUAAACAAAGGUUGGAGCUUUGCAAGGAGAGAAGAGGAAAGAGAGCAGAAAUAUGAAAGUGGGGAAUCCUAAGUUUGAUGAGAGCAACUGUGAAGAUGACAUAAGCAUUGUUCUCUCAAGCACCAAGCAACUGCAGGUGGGGUCUCUCUCACUGAUUUAGAUAGACAUCAAAUAUAAACAAUCCACGCAUACAAGGAAAUAAAAUCUACUCCGACCAUCACACCACUCCUCCACUAUGCUUUCUAUGCAUCCAAUCUGAUGAGCUAGAUUCCUACAGGCCAUUCAAUCUCUCUAUUCAAUCCAACCUCACUCCCAUCUCAAGUAAUGAUCAUCCUGGAAGAGCAUGAUGAUGGUGAUGUAACAGGCAACAAGGAACUAGAACUAGAAAUUGAAGUAAUGAACAGAGAAGAGAACUAUAUUGAAGCAAGUGAAGGUGAGAAUCCAGAACCAGAAGAGUGGUUGAACCUGAGUUUAGGAGGAACUCAACUCUCAGCAGCACCAGAAUACUCAGAACCACGAUCAAGAUCACCAUCAAAUGCCAAAAUCUUCUCGUGCAAUUUCUGCAUGAGGAAGUUCUACAGCUCACAAGCCUUGGGGGGGCACCAGAACGCACACAAAAGGGAAAGAGGAGCUGCCAGAAGAUAUAAUCAGACUCACAAGAUGACGACGACGAUGGGUUUGUCCAUGAACAGUCCCAUGAUUCGAUCACUUGGAGUUCAGCCUCAUUCACUGGUACACAAGCCUUACAGAGGAGGAGGAACGAGAAUAGCAACACCAAGCUUUCAUGAGGCUUGUUAUUAUGGAGGGGUUGGAAUGGGACUGGAGAAUUAUUUCAUGACUGAUGAGAAUCAAGUGGAUUUGGUUUGGCCUGGAAGCUUUCGAUUGGAUCCACAACAAGAAGCCGACCCACCUAAAGAGAAAGAGUCAUCAAUCAAGCUGGAUCUAGACCUCCGACUCUGAGAGACUCAAGAGUUUGCUCAUUGGUUUUAAGAAUGCACGACCCAGAGGUAGGAGAUCCAUGAACUUGAAGAGCAAACGUCUUGGAUGAUGCUUCUGCUGCAUAUUCAUGCUACAAGAAUUAGGGUUUCAGACGUUUACUUCGGGCCUUUUUUAUUCCAAGGUAUUUAUCUUGGUCAUAGCACCAGCAAAACCUAAACUAGGCGUUUUUAGUUCUUUGAUGCUACAAAUAAUUAUUGCUGUUCUGCACACAUAGGAAGUCUGGUUUGCUUUCAAGCCAUGCUAUCUCGAUUUUCUUGAUUCUAUUCUAUGCUUCAAUAAAAAUAUCAGUGUCGUUGAUAAAAUAA